This is a messenger RNA of Chelonus insularis, 4062 nucleotides long. It is a transcript of the gene row, whose product is annotated as relative of woc. Gene Ontology annotation, biological process: regulation of DNA-templated transcription. Lineage: Eukaryota; Metazoa; Arthropoda; Insecta; Hymenoptera; Braconidae. Gene Ontology annotation, molecular function: RNA polymerase II cis-regulatory region sequence-specific DNA binding; DNA-binding transcription factor activity, RNA polymerase II-specific. The record is from RefSeq and is a predicted model, not a curated record. The coding region runs from base 595 to 3981 and encodes 1128 amino acids. The transcript has 2 exons.
CUUUCAUCGAAUCGUGAGAGUUGUCUGGAAUACGCGCGACCAUUCCGUAUAACCUCUAAACUGCGUUGAAAGAGAAUAUAUAUUCAACACUAUAACUUUAAAUAAAUGAUCAAAACCACAACUAAAAUUCAAUCUUUUUGUAAUCUUAAAGAUUGAAAUUAUUUAAAAUAUUAUUUAUGAGAAUUAUUCAUUUGAUUGGUGAUUAAACAUAACAAAAAUAUAGAAAAUUUUUUUUGAUUACAUUAGUAUACAUAGUAAGUACUUUUGGGAGGAGAAAAGUCUGUGGUAAUUGUUAAUCCAAGAAUAUUUAUUUUUUUAUCAGAAAUUUUAUUUAUUAUUAUUUGUGAACAUGAAACCAAUAUUAAACAAAGAAUAAAAUUGAUGUUUCAUACAUAACAUAAGGACAUUAUUACAAUGAUAUGGCGGGAAACAAAUUUAUAAGUUGCAUAAAAAUCCAUUAUCAUAACCUAUAAUACAUGUAAGACGAAUUAAAACUGACAUUUUUAUGAUAAAAAUCAUAAAUAUUACUGUGUCGUACUGAUUAUUAUGAUUUUUUACAAAGAAUAAUUUCUUAUUGUUGUAGUCAGUGUAAAAAUGACAAAAGAAAGAUUUAUUACAAGAUCUAUUAUAACGACUAGACCAGCAGACAUGACCUUAAAUUUAGAUUGCUCAGAUGAGCCAUUAAGUGAAGCUCAAUUGAUUGCAAGAUCUAAAUUAAAAGAAAAUUAUGAUCGAGUAAUAGCAAGUUUGGAAGAAAUGAAAAAAGAACACGGUGCUCAAUUAAUAUCUCAAGUUGGUGGAGUGAGCGCCUAUCAGUAUAAACUGCCUAAUGUAACUCCAGCAAUUGUUAAGUCUAAUCAAUUAAGUUUAAGUCAAGCAAAAACUCAACCAAUUAAAUUGAACGUAUUAAAUAAUUCUAAUACAACUCAGGGUAAUAUACAAUUGGUUAUGGAUUCAAGAACUGCUGUUCUUCUUGGCACUGUUAAUCAGCAAUCACAAUCUGCUGGUAAUCAAAGUACAACAACAGUAAAUACAGCACAAAAAACAGUUGUAGCAACGACUGAAAACAAUCAGCAUGGAAGGGUUUUAAAGAGAAGUAAAGUUCUUCCAAUUCAACAACCUGAAAUUAUUGAAGAAGCAAUACAACCACCUACUUUAAGAGUUCGAAAUAAAUUAGCACCACCUCCAUCUGUCGUAGUCUCAUCGGCCUCAAAUAAUCCACAAAUUUUAACCAAUGUUAAAUUGCAUUCUAUUUCAAGACCUGUUCAACAGCAUGUAACUAAUUUGAAAGUUAGACCCACAGAACAAACAAGUAUUGGCGGAAUUACGGUUGGUAUUAAAAAUGCUAAAAAUUCAACCGAAGAUGAUGGUAAGAAAAAUCAACCAGAUGGAAGAGAGAUAGCUCUAAAUAAAAUAAAUGGAACUCGUACUUUUCCUUCUUUGGUUGUUUUCGCUCGUCCAGCUCUUAGUACAAAAAAUAUUACUACUCAAAUUGCAUCACAAGAACGUAAUGAUUUAGAUAUGAAAGUAAAAAGUGUAUUGAUGUAUUCUGCACAAAGAUUUGCCGAAUGGUUAAUUCAACAAGGACUUGUACGGUCAGAACAAUAUUGCAACCAACAUGGACCGGGUAAUAUGAGCGUGCAGACCAAACUGAAACUCGCAAUGUAUAGUGACACAGGAACAUUUCCUUAUUCUGGUGGAUAUGUCUGGAUAUCAAAUUGCUGUCCAGAACGGUUUGUUUCAGUAUUUUCAGGAUCGAUUUUUCAAGGAGCACCACAUACGCCAUCCGUUUUACUUAAGUUAGUAUAUCACUGGGCUUGUCAGACCAACGUACAAAAUAUUGUUUCAUGGGUUAAGGUUUCGAAUGUAUACGUAAAAAAUUUUUACACCAAUUUAAGAAGUAUUUGUACAGCAGCUGUAUGGGAUAAAAGUGAUUUAAUCGGUGGUAAAGGAUGUAAUGUUCAAGUAGGAGUAAUCAGCCUCGGGACUACAUCACACGAUGGCAAUACGCGUCAAGUUAAAGUUGAAGUUAUUGGAAUUUUGAAUGCAGAUACUGGUCAAUUAAGAUUAAGAGCUUGUGAUCCAAUUUAUGAUUCAGAUCGUUCAUUAAAAAAACGUUUUACUAAUAUACUCAGUCCACUUCAAGAUUGGGUACAUAAAGACUCUAGGAUUCUUACAGAUUUUACAGUUGAUAAAGGAACUUUGAUAGAUAUGGGAUUUACUAAUGUUUUUCAAUCUUCAUUUUGUGAUCUAAAUUCUCGAAAUAAUCGUAGCAACUAUCAAAUAAUGGACUAUUUACGUAAAAUUGUCCCUCGAAUGUUCCAGAAUACUUUAAGUCUUUUGAGUAGACAAAUGAUUCAACAAUUUCUUGAUGAACUCGUUUGGAGAGAAAUGUUCGGAUCUACUUCUGCACGUGCAUUUAACAAUAUUAUAAUUCAUAUUGCAGAGCAAACGAAAUUACGUUCAACUGAUUCCUUACUUGAUCGUCUAGCAAAAAUAGCCGCCAAUCCAUUUGUCGAUUGGUCUUAUACGAAAGAAAUACAUGUAAAUCGUUCAUCGUAUAGUGUUUCUCAACCAUCCACUAAAGAAAAUACUCAAAGUAUUCCAGAUUCAUCUUCAUCUGUUCCUUUACUCACAGUCAAUGAAAUGCUCCAAAUGAAACAGUAUCCCAAACGGAAACGAAAAAAAGGAAAUUUACCAUUAACUCCUGAAGAGCCUGAAGUAAAACGAAUCAGUCCAGAUUUAAAAGCCAAAGAUGAUAAAAAUGACCGAGUUUCACUCAGUGAAUUUUAUUACGCUACAGCUGAGGGCAAUGCAUUAUUGGUGGCUAAAGAAGAAAAACGUUCAAUUAAUUUCAAAUGUUUUUUGUGUUGUCAUACAAUGAAAUCAAAUACUGACGUAAUGCAGCAUAUGAUUAGCCAUGUGCCUCCUAGAGUUCCUGAUCAAUCUGGACCAACAUCUAGUAAAUCAAAUGUGUGUCGAUAUUGUUGUACACCAUUUUCUACUCAACAUCAAAUGCUGACACACAUUGAUGAAACUCAUAGUUCUUUUGGUAAGGGUGAUGGUGUAAUGGUUGUUUGUGGCAUUUGUGAGCAUAAAUUUGGAAAUGAUUCACUUUUAACUAAUCAUAUGUCUUUUGUUCAUCUUCCGUCUGAAAUGCCAUAUGUAUGUAGCUAUUGUGAGUAUAGGACAUCAAGUCAUAAAGAUGUUAUUGAUCACUAUUAUAAAAUUCACGAUAUGGGAGAAUCUCUUCAAUGUCCAUAUUGCUUAAAAUUAUUUAAGUAUAAUGACAAUGGUCAGCCAAAUAGUUCUAAUGUUUACGCUUAUUUAGUACACAUGCAAAGGCAUGUAGUCAGACGUGAACAAGGAAGAGGAAAUAAAUGUCCACGUUGUUGUUUGUGGUUUAAUCAAAAAAGUGCUGUGAAAAUACAUCAACAGAAAUAUCAUCAGUCAUGUAUAGGUUUCCCACAACUUCAACCGUACGUUACAUCUGAGAAAAAUAUCACCAUUUUAAAAUCUCAACAUCAAUUGAAACGUUUAAUUGUGAACAGUCCUACACCAGAAUCCCUGCCAGUAGAUGAAUAUUUUAGUAAAUGGCCUACAGGACCACUAACAAUACAUGCUUCUGACAGUUUAUCUUGUGCAGAAUGUGAAGAGGAUAUUGGACAGCAAGAACAUUAUCCUGGGGAACAAAAAUGUACACAGUGCAGUUAUAUUACUUGUUGCUGGAGAGCUUUUAAAGAACAUCAACAGCAGAUUCAUAACGAAAGACCGAUGACUAGUUUAAUUGUUCCAUCCCCUCUCGUAAAUAUUCCACUUGACAAAAAAAUGAGUUGCUCUUGUGGAUAUUCAACUGUUGAUGGCGUUUCAUUGGCGGCACAUUUGGUAAAAUGUAAUAAAUCAACUGCAUAUCCAGUACGUGGGAGUAAAACCACUGGAAUGUUAGAUAGCUUAGGACUCAUGCCGAAAAAUGCAUUAUAACACAUUCAAACCCAUUAUUAUGAAAUAAAACAAAGGCUGUAUUAAUUCGUACAUUCAAAAUUAAAUGAAUUUUUCUACAAU